UCUAUUUACAUAAUGACAUUCAAUGGUGUAUAUCAUAUUAUUAUUUAAAAACUAUCUAACCACUCAAUAAACAUAAAAUUAGUGAUUACAAUAUUAAAUCGCCUGUUUGAAUUUGCCGCUUAAAGCAACCGAGUACAUCGGCCACGUUCGGGAUCAAUGCUACCGGGCCGGCUAGACGCAAGUGAGAUUCGGACCUAUAGAAAUCCAAAAGUUUAGGUACACAUUUAGCCUUGAGGUCGUUUGAGCCAGUAGUCGUACUUUUCAAUUUGUACGCAGUUCAGUUCUUUUUCGUCUCUUCACAUAGAAGCAACGUAAAAGUAAUUUCGGAGCAAAUUCGAAAAUGUCUAACGUUAAACCGUUUUGCGUUAUUUGCAAAAGAAAAAGUGAUAAAUUGAAGUGCUUUGAAGAAAAAAUAUUGUGCAAAUGUCGUGAAAUAUUGAAAAUUCGCCAGGAUAAUAAAUUAACUUAUUGUGAUGUUGUGGUUCCAAAAGAAGUCAAUGAAUUCCAGAAAUAUCAGACAGAUGUUAUAGACGUUUUACCGCCUUGCCGCAAAAGUACAGAGUGUCUGCAUCUAAACCAGAAGUUGCAUCAACUUCAACAUCACAACAACAUGCUGAAAAUCAGAGCGAUAAUACUGAUGAAGUUGCGGCAACUGAACCUACCGUACAUACUCAUUCUGACUCUUGUACAACACAAUCAGCAGCUGGUUCAGCCGAGCAACACCAUGCUGAAAAUCAAAGUGAUGACAUUGAGAUGGAAAGACUUACAGUUUCUACAGCACAAUCAGCAGCUAAUUCAACAGAGCAAUUCAAUGCACAGAACACAAGGAUUUCGAGGAAAAAAAAUGGACAUGUUGGCGCUGAACAAGAAAACUAAGCAAGCAUUCCAACCCAAGGAAAAAAAUAAAAACCGUAAGGCUUCGGAAGAUUUAGAUUAUUAUCCGACUGACCCUGAUUCGGAAAAUGAUAGUAGCGACACGGCAAAUUGUAUAUCCCAGUACCAAGAAAACACAGCAUCCUCAGUGCUUGCCUGAACCCAGACUGUUUACUAUAAAUGAGAUUUUGUGAUUCCAAAAAAUCCACGAGGCAGGCUUUAACACAUUCUUCCCAUAAUUUGGAAAAGUUACUUAGAAGUGAGAUUGGUCUAUAGUUUGUCAUUUGAUAUGGGUCGCCACUUUUGAAGACUGGAGUAACUAUAGCAGUUUUCCAUUCUAGAGGAAUUUUUGAAGUACUAAAAAUUAAAUUAAUUACAUGUACUAAAGGCUUUAAAACACAGGUAUGUAUUGAUUUCAUUAAUUUGGCGCUUAUACCGUCUUCACUCGAAGAAGACCCUGUUUUUAAAGAGUUUAUAUCAGAUACAAACUCUUUUUCGUUGUCUGGUUUUAGAAAAAAUGAUUUAUUUACAGCAUAGUUACUUUUGUUGUCUUCAUUUGUGAAAAUAA
Molecule: messenger RNA, 1441 nt
Organism: Anthonomus grandis grandis
Lineage: Eukaryota; Metazoa; Arthropoda; Insecta; Coleoptera; Curculionidae
Exons: 5
Coding region: 341-1033 (230 amino acids)
Source: RefSeq, a predicted model, not a curated record